AUGUCAGCUGCAGCUGAGCGUAUUGCUACUCCCACCAACUAUGAUGAAGUCGUAUGCUUUCGACCACCACCACCCCCUUAUGAGAAAGUUGCCAAUGGUUCAUCAUCAUCAUCAUCAUCGUCAGGCAUGCUUAGUAAGGUGAUGUCUGUUUGGCGUCGACAAGCUAUGGCUGAACAACAAGGCAAGCUGAGCGGCCAAGCCAUGAUGGUGGACAAGAAACAAGUGGAGCAUGCUGUGACACUGAUUAAUAUUGCGACUGAAAUGGAUCAUUCUGGCAACCACCAAAUGGCCGUCGAUUUAUAUAUGAUGGGGCUUGAUAGAAUGCUUUCUGCUUUUCCAUUGGAAAGCAAUCCCAAUAUGAAACGUGCCCUUGAAAGCAAGAUUAUGGAAAUCAGCCAUGAAAAGAACCUUGAUUUACGAGCUUUGGAAGCCCCUGUGGGUGACUCGAAGAACGGUGGCAUGAUGGGCGGUCGAUCGUUGAGUGAUCUACUUUCAAGUUCGCUUGUGUUGGGUGCCAUUGUUUUGAAAAAGAGCCCUGUACCAGACAUGUUCUCUUAUGCUGUUGGCUGUGCAAGAGCGGGGCUUGAUCGAGUGGAUGGUGCACGCAGGUUUACAUGGGGCAUUGCAUCUCAUGGUAUUGCCAAGGCUGCCGAGCUUGAUCGUCAUUUUGAGAUCCAUCAAACCGUUGACCACCUUUACCAAUCUCUUUACGCAGCCGUUACCAAGGCAAGCACAGCGUAUGCCGAAACACCCGGGUUCAGAGAAGCCAAAUGA
This is a messenger RNA of Lichtheimia ornata, 774 nucleotides long. RefSeq lists its product as uncharacterized. The transcript is spliced from 3 exons. The record is from RefSeq and is a predicted model, not a curated record. Lineage: Eukaryota; Fungi; Mucoromycota; Mucoromycetes; Mucorales; Lichtheimiaceae. The coding region runs from base 1 to 774 and encodes 257 amino acids.